CCUCUUGAGUAAUGCCCAACUCGUGCUUGUUGUUUUCAUAGAGCGUUUCUAGUUCUUCGCAUUUUUGUUCCAAUUCCUUUUUUUCCUCUAAUAAUACGAGACCGUAUUGUGCAGAUUGCACUUUUUCGCUACUGGCCUGGUCAAGUUCCCUAUUCAGACGUUCUAUUUCACUUUUAAGCACCUCCAACUCACUUGAAUUUCCUUGUUGUGAUGCCAUGUCGUCAAAAUUAAUAAAUAAUACAAUAAAUAAACAUAGAAAACGUUAACAAUACAUUACGACUGGAUUUUAUCAAAACAUGUCAGCUGCCAAAACAACCUAGAAACGUCAUUGCAAAUUGACACGUAUGGGUUUUUAAUUUUUUUUAUGUUGGUGGUGGUGGGCGCGGGAAGCGGCCACUUGAUUUGAAUUUGCGCGUAUUGCUAGGUAACCGGGUAAAUAUUUGUUUGUGUCAAUUUGCCUGACUUUUAAUUUUCGAUGAUUUAGGUUUUAAGUUUUAUUUGGUUUUAAUUUGUGUAUAGUGCGGUUUUAAACAAGGAUUUUACUUUUUUCGGUUUUAUUGACUUGGUGAUACAGCUGGAGGACAAUGACCACCGAUUAUAGGCGGGAGUGGUUGAAAAAGCGUAUCACCACGUUCUUCGGACUCAACUCCGAUGUUUAUUUUGAGGACAUGAUGGCAAGCAGCGAGGACUUUGAGGACCUGCUUGCCUCAUUUUUGGACGAUGACUUCUGGCAGGCGAGGGAAAGCGAAAACAGGCUGAUUUACGUCAGCAAGACAUCGUUCGAAUACCUCAUCGACGAGGAGAUCAUGGUCCCAGAACUUGUCGUAAAAUCGAAUGAAGAAGAAAUGGAAGAAGAAGAAUCACACAAACUAGAAAAACCAGGCAAACGCAAAGGCAAAGGCAAAGCCAAAAAAGAAAAGAUAGCAAAAGGCAAAAAACCUAAAUCCAAGAUCGCCCAACCCCAUCCCGAAGGUGCAACAAUUGAGCCACAUGGUGAUGAUGAAGAAGAGGAAGGAGCAGCUGAAGAAGCAACAGAGGAUAUCGAACAAGGCGAAACUGUUCAGCCUGAAGAAACUGAAGAUUUGGAUGCUUCGGAAAAUUUAGAGAUUACUGAAGCAUCAACUUUACACACUGCUGACAUCACCGAUGUGGAAGCCACUGAUGAAGAAGAUGAGGCAGAGGAAGAAGGCGAACAAAAACCUGAAGGUAAAGGAAAAAAAGGAAAAAAGGGAAAAGAAAAAGGUAAAGGCAAGGAAAAAGGCAAGGGAAAAGGCAAGGGGAAAGGCGGAAAAGGUGGAAAAGGAAAAAAGAAAACUGCCGAGAUUCCAGUAGAGGAAGAACCUGAACCAGAAUAUGUCAUGGUCCCGAAAAUAAUCCAAAAAUAUGUGGUUGACUAUGUUUUACACGCCAACUUUGGUUGGCUUUCGGAUAAGGAUAUCCCAACAGAAAGCCGAUACUUAUACGUAUUUCGUAAAACAGAAGAGUCUAUUCCAAUUUUGGAAACUGAAGAAGACGCUGAUAAGGAAAUGCCGCAGUAUUUUAUUUUUGGCAUUAUCAGCGGAACCCUCCCCAAAUCCCUGGUCAUGACAAGCUCGGACGUUUAUGUUCCUUUCAUCAAUGAAAUGUCACAGGGAGAGUCGAUUCUUUUGGUUGAUAAAGACCCACACAGGAAAUCGACAAAAAACCGACGAUCAAGUGUCGGCGAUCAGAGAAUGAGCAUUAACUACAACACUGACGAUGAGGUUUCGAUAAAACGAAGGGAGAGCGUUUCCGAUAAGAUCGUUCAGUGGUCUUCGAAUUCGAAGGAGGAGAUCGUCAACGAAAUUAGAGGACUGAUUGGCACGAUGAACUGGGUAACCGAUCACAUUGCCGAUAAGAAAACUAUUGAGGUGAGCGAUAUACCGGAAGUCCUUCGAUUUGGUUUCACUGACGAAGAAAUCAUUCGCAACUCCAAGGCCAUAUCCACAUUGGAAGAGUACCUUCUGGGUUGGGGAAAGAACAUACAGAAAAUUAUCGACGUUAACUUGGCUAAAGUGCCAGUUGGUAACGGACCUUUGCCGGAGUUCGAGUACUGGCACGAUAGAGAGGUGUCCUUGAGUACUAUAUCGGAACAAAUGAAGAAACCGUUCCUUAUAAGAAUUUAUCACAUUUUGGAAAAAGCUCGUUCUCAGGUCCCGGACGUAUUUAAUCAGUACAAAUUGGACUUAAGGCGUUUAUACUUGGCCGCGAUGGACAAUGUCAAGUUUUUAUCGACUAUACGAAGACAUUUUAAGACUGUUACAUUCUCAACCGACUUCCACAAAAUCCAAGAAUGCAUCCCUCAACUUAUAGAGGGCAUAAAAAUGAUGUGGGUCCUCUCACGUUACUACUGCAGCGAUGAAACCAUAGUUCCCCUAAUGGAAAGAACUGCUUGGUGUCUUUCGGAUUGCGUCAAGAAAGUCCUGAACGUUGACAAAUUAUUCAGGCGACCUGUUGCUGAUAUAUUAAGAAUGACUACUGAAGCAAAAAAUAUGUUGAAUUGCUGGAGAAAUUCAUACAUGGAGACAAGACAAGAGAUUGAGGACUCCGGUAAAGGUCAUAGAUGGGAGUUUGAUAAAAAGCGCUUGUUUAUGUCUACCGAUUAUAUCGCCAUUGUUUGUCAAAACUUGCAUGAUGCAGCCAAAAUCAUUAAUCAGUUCAAUAAUAUCUUCGGUCCGGACUUGAGGAAAAUCAUAAGCGAUCCUCAGCAGAUCGAUAACGUGUCCAAAAGAGUGGAAAAAAUCGUCGGUUCCAUUGAAAAUGUCGACUUCGACAUGUAUAAUCCUAACCUGAGGGAAAACUGGGAAGCGGUUAUGGAGCAUUUUUACAAGGAGGUUAACAAGCUCGACAAUGAAGGCGUCAGAUUUGUUGAUCAGAGUUUUACAAUGAUAACGUCGUCCGAAAAUGCUUUGCAGCUUUUGCUCAAGUUUAAACAUGUUGAUACUAGGCCUCUGAUUUGGGAAAGCUUAAUGCAGAAGUUUGAUGUUAUUCUAGAUCAGUUUAUGAAGGAGAUUGUUAGUGUUGAUGAUCAUUUUCAAAAAAACCGUCGUCAUCCUAUCCUCCCACUAGACGUCCCCAUUCACUCGGGCGCAGUCUACUGGUCCAGAGUUCUAUUCCACCGCUUGAAAAGCGCCGUCCUAAAAUUCCAAAAGGUCCCGGAACUGAUGGCUAGCGACCUGCGCGACUCCACUUUCUCGGCCUACCUAAAACUGGCCAAGGAACUGAAAUCGUACGAGCGCCAGAAGUUGCAAGAGUGGAUCGACGCUGCCACUCCCUACAUGAGCAGCGCUAUGGCGUUGAGCCUUUUGAAGCUGGUCUACAUUAACCCGGCGAAGAAGUCGGAGGAGAAGCCAAAGCAACACAAGGGACUAAGCGUUAUCAGCACCAAUGUGAGCACCAUGUCGAGAGUGUCGUCUGCAAAGUCUAACAAGUCGAUGGGAAAAGCUACAAAAAUGUCGACAAUCGGCAAGAGCUUUUCAAAAAACGCCAGCUUGAUCAUCGACAAGGUUCAAAACCAGCAUGGUUUAACUUGGCACGCUGUCGUCGGCGAACACAUUCUUUUGGAGUACGGCUUGGAGUUUGACAUGAAUAUUAAGACAGAUAUGGAUGUUUACUUGCGCGGGGCAGAUUUUCUCGAGCAAAUGAAUAUCGAAUUGCCCGAAGAAAUUCGCAUUAUUUUGGUCAGAAGAGAGACUAUUAAGGCAAACUACAAAGCCAUUAAGUAUAUGAUCCUAAAUUACACGAACAUCGUGAAGAAGAUAACACCGCCACAAAUUCAAAUUUUGAAAAACGAAGUUCGGGAAGUGGAACUUCAUAUUCAACCUGGCUUAACUCGAAUAAGCUGGUCCUCGAUGGGCAUAGACGAUUACGUUACCACUUGCAUCAAACUAAUAAACCGUUUGGACACUUUAUACUCUCAACUGAUGCACAUGGAAACUAGACUCCAACUUCGCGUGAAUACCAUUGCGAACGCGAAUUUCUUCUCUUUUAAAACCGUGAGAGAAAUUCCAGAACGCUUGUCCUGCAAAGAUUUCUUUGCCGAGAUGUACGAAAGAAGGACAGAGAAGGUCAAUCAGAUUCUUUUGAAUUACGAGGGUAUUGGCCCUUUGUUGUUGAAAAUGGAGUAUUUAAUAUUGACUACCAAUUCGGGGACAUCGGCCAAGAUGGUUACGCAGUAUCAACACUGGGAGAAGGAGAUUUAUAAAGCGUUUAUCAACGUGGCUCUUAAGAAUCUGGAGGUGUUUAACAACAAAAUGGAGGAUAACGUUUUAAUGUUCCAAGUGGACGCUGUGGUUAUAAUUCCGGAGAUAUUCCUGCGGCCUACAUCAAUGGAAAUCUAUAAUCUCAUAAUAAAGAAUAUUAAAGAUUUCUUGGAACGCUUUAAAAUAUUCCCAAGAUGGAUGGACAAAACCUGCAUCCUCUGUAAGCCGAUUAAACUUCAAAAGCACGAAGAAUUUUUGCACUCUUUCUACGAAGACCUGGUUAAAGUAAACGAUUUGUUUGAGGUGCAAAGUAAAGUGCAAGAAACCGCGCACAGAUCCAUCGUGCAGGUGCACAAGCAAUUAAAAAAAUGGAGGCGUUUUAGAACUUUGUGGUCGUUCGAUAAAAAGUCGACUUGCGAGAAGUUUAUCGAACAAAAUUCCCAACUUUCGCAGUACGACGAAAGGUUUAUGUUUUACAAUAACAUAAUCUCCGAUAUGAACAAAUACAAGAGCACUGUGGAUAUUGGUUGUAUAAGGUUAAAUUUGCGUCCAUUAUUGGAUACCAUAUCGGAACACGCUCUCGAGUGGAAAACCACUUUAGGGGUGAUGUUGGAUAAAGCGACCAAAGUGAAAAUGGACGAGAUGAAGGUCACCAUAGAGGAACUACGUGGUGUGGUUAAACUCAACAUUAAAGGCUUGGACAGAUUUCGCGCUAUAAUGCAGGCUAUAUCAACCAUCCAAAAAUCCAAUGUUGAUGCGGAAUUGGCCUUCUUGAAAUACCAAGAAACCUAUGCGAACUUGAGACAACACGACAUCGAUUUUGACCCAGAACACGAAGAACUCGCGAAACAGUUAGAAAAGAUGUGGAGAUCUCUACAUCUUAGUGCUAUUUACAGGGAACAAACUUUAGAAGCCACCAAAGAAAGAUUCGCAAUGUUGACUCUAAGCGAAAUCAACGAUUUUCUUGGCGUUUUGGCGGCUUUCGUGGAGAAAUUCUACAGGGAAGGUCCAGGGUCUGUUGGCGAAGAUUUGGACACGGGCACCAUAUUAAUGGAUGAAUACGAACCUAUAAUAAAUCAAAUGGAGGAACGAAGAAUUGAAUUAGUGAAUGCUGAAUCACUAUUUGAUAUCCCACUGGCUGAUUACAGCGAAUUUUUAAAGUUGAAGGAAGACUUUGCUGGCAUGGAGCUCGUGUACAAGUUGUAUAAGGCGCAGAAUUAUGCGAGGGAAAUGUGGGGAAAGACUCUCUGGGUAAAUUUAGAUCCGCAAGCUCUUGUAGACGGUAUCGAAACGUACUCCAAGGAAUUCAGAAAGUUCCCUAAACCAAUUAAACUGAUUCCGGUCGGACAAACGUUGGAGCUAAAAAUGAAGCAAUUUAAAAACGCGAUACCGCUUAUGGUGGCCCUAAAAAAUGACGCCUUGAGAGAACGUCAUUGGAGGGAGUUGAUGAAAAGAACUGGAGUCGAAUUUGACAUGUCUGCGGAUAGGUUUACUUUGGACAACAUGUUUGCGAUGGAGCUUCAUCGUUUCCAAGAUAUAGCGGAGGAAAUUAUAAACAAUGCCAUAAAAGAGUUGGCGAUAGAGAAAGGCAUUAAGGACAUUAUUGAAGUGUGGACUACGAUGAACUUUAUCGUGAUAAAACACACGAAGGGAAUUGAAGAUCGCGGUUUUGUCAUUGGUCCCACAGAUGAUAUCAUGUUGGUGUUGGACGAUAAUUCGAUGACGCUGCAAAGUAUGGCCGGUUCUCAAUUUGUCGGGCCGUUUUUGGGUUUGGUGCAAACCUGGGAGAAGAACUUGGCCACCAUCGGCGAAGUAAUCGAUGAAUGGUUAUCUGUACAGAGAAAAUGGUUGUAUUUAGAGGGUAUUUUUGUCGGUGGAGACAUUAGAUCGCAGUUACCAGACGAAGCAAGAAAAUUCGAUGAUAUGGACAAGAUUUUCAAAAAGAUUAUGAUCGAUACCUCGAAAAGACUAAACGUUUACGAGUGCUGCCUUAUUGGUGGUAGAUUGGAAGAGUUUUUGGCGCUCGGAAACGGACUUGACAACUGCCAAAAAUCGUUAAACGAUUACCUCGACUCCAAACGCAGACGUUUUCCCCGAUUCUACUUUAUUUCAACCGAAGAAUUGCUCUCCAUAUUGGGCAGUUCCGAUCCUACGUGCGUUCAAGAACAUAUGAUUAAAAUGUUUGACAACAUAAAAGCUUUGCAGUUUGAAAGGGACAACCAAGACCGCAUGAUUGCAACUGCGAUGAUUUCCGGGGAACGAGAAAUCAUGGACUUUGGUGAUCCGGUUUAUAUUGUCGGUAAAAUUGAGGAAUGGAUGAACGAUGUUCUCAAUGAAAUGAGAAAGUCUAAUAGGUUUUUAACAAAAAAGGCGAUUUUUUACUAUGGCAAAAUACGCAGACCUCGCUCUGAGUGGAUGUUCGAAUACCAAGGCAUGAUUACAUUGGCUGGAAGUUCGGUUUGGUGGACAGCAGAAGUUGAGAAUGUAUUCGUGAAAAUAAAGAAAGGUAAUAAAAGAGCAAUGAAGGAGUAUUUGGAACAACUCAAUAAACAACUUGAUGAGAUCGUAAUAACGGUGCGGGCCGAGUUGACUGCAAACGAUAGGACCAAAUUUAGAACUAUCGCGAUUGUCGAAGUGCAUGCAAGAGACAUUAUUGAAAGUUUUGUUCGGGACAGUGUAACUGAUGUCUUGGAAUUCGAAUGGGAGAGCCAACUGCGUUUCUACUGGAUCAACAAUUUAGACAAUCUUUGGGUAACGCAAUGCACCGGCUCGUUUGAAUACGGCUACGAAUAUAUGGGCCUCAACGGUAGACUGGUCAUCACACCUCUAACUGAUCGAAUAUAUCUGACGAUAACCCAAGCUUUAACAAUGAAGAUGGGCGGUGCGCCAGCUGGCCCAGCAGGCACAGGCAAAACCGAAACCACCAAAGAUUUGGCCAAAGCAAUGGCGUUGUUGUGUAUUGUCACAAAUUGUGGCGAAGGCAUGGACUUUAAAGCUAUCGGUACCACAUUGGCUGGAUUAGCGCAGUGCGGUGCGUGGGGUUGUUUUGAUGAGUUUAAUAGAAUUGACGUGUCUGUAUUGUCUGUGAUUUCGACACAAUUGCAAACUAUUCGAAGUGCUCUGGUAAUGAAGUUAAAGAAAUUUACUUUUGAGGGUGUUGAAAUUAACUUGGAUUCUAAAGUUGGUAUUUUUAUAACCAUGAACCCAGGAUAUGCUGGUAGAACCGAGUUACCAGAAUCAGUAAAGGCACUUUUUAGACCGGUGGUGUGCAUUGUACCCGAUUUGGAAAUGAUCUGCCUAAUUUCUCUUUUCUCUGAUGGUUUUCUUGAAGCCAAAACCUUAGCUAAAAAAAUGACAGUACUAUACAAGUUGGCCAGAGAACAACUUUCAAAACAAUUUCACUACGAUUGGGGUCUAAGAGCCCUAAAUGCUGUUUUACGUAUGGCCGGCGUCCUAAAAAGAGCCUCUCCAGACAUUAAAGAAGCCCUAGUUUUAAUGCGGGCUCUACGUGACAUGAACCAUCCCAAAUUUGUAUACGAAGAUGUUCCUCUAUUCCUUGGAUUAAUUAGGGAUUUGUUCCCCGGCAUGGAUUGUCCUAGAGUGGGCUAUCCCGAUUUUAACGCUGCAGUAGAGAAAGCUCUAGACGAAAAUAAAUACAUUAUACUUGCAUAUCAAGUCGAUAAAGUCGUGCAAAUGUAUGAGACCAUGAUGACCAGGCAUUGUACCAUGUUGGUUGGACCUACGGGUGGUGGUAAAACUGUGGUUACUCAAACUUUGUGUCGAGCACAAACUCUUAUGGGAUUACCUACAAGAACUACAACGUUAAAUCCUAAAGCAUGUUCUGUGAUUGAGUUGUAUGGGAUUUUAGAUCCUGCAACUCGCGAUUGGACAGAUGGUUUACUAUCUAGCAUUUUUAGAGAAAUGAACAAACCCACGGAAAAAGCUGAAAGACGUUACAUAAUCUUUGACGGUGACGUUGAUGCACUUUGGAUUGAAAACAUGAACUCUGUAAUGGAUGAUAAUAAACUGUUAACUCUCGCAAAUGGUGAAAGAAUCAGAUUACAAACUCCAAUAUGUGCUUUAUUAUUCGAAGUCGGAAAUUUAGCCUUUGCCUCGCCUGCCACAGUAUCUAGAGCGGGUAUGGUUUACGUAGAUCCAAAAAAUCUCGGUUUUCAACCCUAUUGGGAUCGUUGGAUCAAAACUAGACGGUAUCCGCCCGAUCGUUCGUAUUUCUCCGAGGCUUACGACAAACUAGUUCCGGAGUUAAUGGCGUACGUUCUCGAAGGCACUUUGGGUACGAAACAAGUUGCGCCUUUAAAAACAGUUGUUCCACAAACAGGAUUAAACAUGAUAACGCAAUUUUGUAACAUGCUUGAUGCUAUUUAUCCGGAACCUUCGGAAGAUACGCGCGAUCCAGAGGAGGAAGCCGACGAACCCCUACUGCUCUCCAUAUUUAUUACUAGUAUUUAUAAUUCCAUCGGAGCUUCCUUACUUGAUCGUUGUCGGCCAGAUUUUGACGAGUAUAUGAAAGCUUCAGUUCCAAUGUUAAAGUAUGAAGACAAACUUGAAGACAAGUGCGAUUUGAGACAUAUUCCCACUGCUUUUCCCACUUACUAUGACUACUUUUUGGACUUGACUGAAAGAUGUUGGGUGGCCUGGGAAUGGUUGGUGCCUGAAUACGUUCACGUUGCCGAUAAAAGGUUCUCAGAAAUUUUGGUACCUACUGUGGACACUGUAAGAGUUACUUACUUGUUAAAACUCAUGAACGCAAUUCGAAGACCGAUAGUUUUGGUUGGUGAAACUGGCACUUCAAAAACUGCUAUAAUACAAGACUUUUUGCGAAACUUGGAUCCGGAUGUGUUUAUUAUUCUUAACAUUAACUUUUCAUCGCGUACAACUUCUAUGGAUGUGCAAGUCAAUCUAGAGUCUUCGGUGGAAAAAAGAACGAAGGAAAUAUUCGGACCACCGAUGGGCAAAAAGUUAAUUUGUUUCAUAGAUGAUAUGAAUAUGCCGCAGGUGGACGAAUACGGCACCCAACAGCCGAUAGCAUUGCUUAAAUUGCUAUUCGAAAAAGGUGGAUUCUACGAUCGAGGUAAAGAUCUCAAUUGGAAGUACUUAAAGGAUAUUUUCUAUUUUGCUGCUAUGGGCGUAGCAGGAGGUGGCAGAAAUGAAGUAGAUCCUAGAUUUAUUUCGAUGUUUACGUGUGUUAAUCUCGUCUUCCCAACUACGGAUACCCUAAGCCGUAUCUACACUUCAAUAUUAUCUGGGCAUUUAUCCAAGUUUGAUCCUGUCGUACAAUUAGCAUCAACAUUAAUACAAUUAACGUUGACUUUAUACAACAUUGUUGUCGUACAAAUGCCCCCAACACCCAGUAAAUUUCACUACAUAUUCAACAUGCGCGAUCUUUCGAGAAUCGUCUCUGGUCUGUGCAUAACAACGCCCAAGUUUUACACUAGCAUACCUCAAAUCGCGAGAGUGUGGCGAAAUGAAUUCACCCGCGUUAUGUGCGAUCGCCUAAUUAACGUUGAAGACCAGGAAUUUUUACGAAACCACAUGAUUACGCAGCUGCAAAAUUCAUUUCCGAGAAAACAACUAAAGCAAGACUUGAUGGCACCGAACAUUGAGGAUGAAGAUUUUGUUUUUGACGAAAAUGCUGCCGCUGUAGUUCAACAAAUGGAAGAGGAGGAAGAGGAUGUCGACAUUCCCGAAUAUGUCAUGCGAGAUCCGUUACUUUUUGGCGAUUUUAGAAACGCUACGAACGAAGCCGAUCCCAGAGAGUACGAGGAUUUGCUCGACUAUCAAGCGGUGUACUUUUUAUUCCAAGAAAUUAUCGAGGAAUACAAUGAGCGUAACGAAAAACUGAACGUUGUUUUGUUUGAUGAUGCUCUCGAGCACUUGACGAGAAUACACAGGACGUUAAGGCUGCAGAAAGGUCACGUGAUGCUUGUUGGUGUGGGUGGCAGCGGGAAGUUAAGCUUGACUAGACUUGCGGCGUUUACUGCGGAAUGCGAUGUUUUUACCAUUGUUUUGUGUAGAGGUUACAACGAAACCAAUUUUAAGGAUGACCUAAAAAAACUGUACAAUUUGCUUGGCGUCGACGGAAAAAAAAUGGUGUUUUUUUUCACUGCGGCUCAAAUUAUUGAAGAAGGGUUUCUGGAGUUUAUAAACAAUGUUCUGAUGAUCGGAUACAUACCGUCGUUAUUCAGCGACGAUGACAAGGAGCAAAUUAUCGGAUCUUGCAGAACCAAAGCUGCGAAUGCCGGUUACGGAGUGGCCAAGGAAUCUGUGUGGCAAUACUUUUUGAAUACAUGCAUAGAUAAUUUACACGUUGUUUUAUCAAUGUCACCUUCCGGCGAAAUUUUAAGCAAGCGGUGCCGAAAUUUCCCUGGUUUGGUAAACUGCACGACGAUAGACUGGAUAUUCCCCUGGCCGCCUCAAGCUCUCAUAGCUGUUGCUUCGGUUUUCCUAAAGGAAAAUCCGAAAAUUCCGGAAGAACUUAGAGACCCUAUAAUAGAGCACGUGGUUCACGUGCACCAGAGUAUUAUAGAAUAUACAGUUGAUUUUGCAUUAAAACUUCGAAGAAAAAAUUAUGUCACUCCGAAACACUACCUAGACUACUUGACAACUUACUUGAGGCUUUUAGAAGAGAAAAAUCUGUUCAUUGAUCAACAAUGCGAAAGACUGGUAAGCGGCAUGACCAAAAUUAAAGAAGCAAGUGCCGAGUUGGCUAUAUUAAACAAACAAUUAGCAAAACAAAAAGUUAUAGUAGCCAAAGCCACGGCAGAAUGCGAACUGAUGUUGGUGGACAUUGACAAAGGCACGACAAUUGCUUUGGAAAAAAAACGCAUAGCUUCGAUAAAAUCUGAGGAAAUUGAAGAACAAGCCCAAAUAAUAUCUGUAGAACAGGGUGAAGCAGAAGAGGCGUUGUCGGCAGCUCUGCCAGCUUUGGAAGUUGCCAGAUUAGCUCUAUCCGACUUGGAUAAAUCCGAUAUAACUGAAAUCCGAUCAUUCGCCACUCCUCCCGAACCAGUGCAAACAAUUUGUGAGUGUAUAGUAAUCUUUAAAGGCAUAAAGGAAGUUUCCUGGAAGUCUGCUAAAGGUAUGAUGGCCGACACAAAUUUCCUAAGAUCAUUGCAAGAAAUGAAUUGCGACGCUAUCACCCAGACGCAAGUAAAAGCUGUCAAAGCCCACAUGGCGAAAUCCAAGAAAUUGGAAGACAUGCAGACUAUAAGUAAAGCUGGUUAUGGUUUGCUUAGAUUUGUUACGGCGGUUUUGGGUUACACCGCGGUGUAUAAAGAGGUUAAACCUAAAAAGGAGAAGGUGGAGGCAUUGCAAAAGGAAUUUGCGGCAGCCAACAGCAGUUUACAAAAGCUCUACAGCGAGAUUGCAAAGUUGGAAGAAGCUCUACGAGAAUUGAAUGAGAAAUAUGAGAUUGCGAUGAAACGUAGACAAGAGUUGCAAGAGGAGGAGGACUUGAUGAUGCGGCGCCUUAUUGCAGCUGAUAAACUGAUUUCCGGUUUGUCAUCAGAACGGGAUCGUUGGACUAUUGAUCUUGCAAAUCUACAUACAGAAAAAACAUUGCUUGUUGGUAAUUGUCUUCUGUCUGGAUCAUUCCUUGCUUACUGUGGCCCGUUUACCUAUGAGUUUAGACGAGACAUGAUCUAUUUGGAUUGGAAUGAUUCCAUAGUAAGCCGUAAAAUACCGAAAUCUGAAAAUUACAGAAUAGAAAUGCAACUGUCGACAGACGUGGAAAUCAGUGGUUGGAAUUCGGAGAAUUUGCCACCCGAUGAGUUGUCUGUGCAAAACGGUAUCCUCACUAUGAAAUCUACAAGGUUCCCGAUGUGUAUAGACCCGCAAAUGCAGGCUAUCAACUGGAUUAAAAAGAAGGAAGAAAAAAUGAAUCUUAAAAUAUUGAGUUUUAACGAUCCUGAAUUCAUUAAGUAUUUGGAUAUGGCUAUAAAAUAUGGAUCACCAAUAUUGUUUCAAGACGUAGACGAUUACGUCGAUCCUGUCGCUGAGAAUGUCAUACAAAAGAACGUUAAGAUACAAAGCGGCAGAGUGUUUGUUAUUUUAGGCGACAAGGAAGUUGAUUGGGAUCCAAACUUUAGACUGUACAUGACUACAAAGUUAUCCAACCCACAGUUUAACCCCGCCGUAUAUGCCACAGCUUCGGUAAUAAAUUACACUGUAACUUUGACCGGUUUAGAAGACCAACUGCUCAGCGUGGUGGUAAGAAACGAAAGACCAGACUUGGAGGAACAACGCGAAAAAUUAAUCGCUGAAACGUUUGAAAACAAAAAUUUGCUUUCGCAAUUGGAAGACAGUUUAUUAAGAGAAUUAUCCACAACUACAGGCAACAUGUUGGACAACGUCGAGCUGGUUGAAACUUUAGAAAAUACAAAAACCAAAGCUACAGAGGUUUUCCAGAAACUCCUGUUGGCCAGCGCUACAUCAGUCGACAUCGACAAGCUUCGAGAUGGUUAUAGAUCGGUGGCCAAACGUGGAGCGAUUUUAUUCUUUGUUCUGUCCGAUAUGGCUGGCGUAAAUGCCAUGUAUCAAUACUCUCUUUCGUCAUAUUUGGAAGUGUUUGCUUUCUCGUUGAGAAAAGCCCUACCGCAUACAUUAUUAAAUAGAAGAUUGUUAAAUAUUAUUAUGACGUUGACUAAAAAUGUCUACGAUUAUGGAUGUACUGGGAUAUUUGAGAAACACAAGUUGCUUUAUUCGUUUCAAAUGACUGUGAAGUUGGAAGAACAUGCUGAGAAAUUGACGCAAACUGAGGUUGACUUCUUUAUCAAGGGUUGUGUAAGCAUGGAAAAAUCCAUAAGGGAAUGCCCGGCAGAUUUCAUAACCACUCAAGGUUGGGCCGACAUUCUAAAGCUAGCCAACGAUUUCCCGGAACCAUUUAGACAACUACCAAACGAAGUGGAUCAGGACGUUAACGUUUGGCGAGAUUGGUACGAUUUGGAUAGCCCUGAAGCCGCCGAAUAUCCAUUUGGAUACAGAAACAAGCUGAAUCCCUUCCAAGUGUUGCUGUUCUUGCGCUGCUUCAGAAUAGAUAGGGUUUACAGAGCAAUAGGUGAUUACAUCACUGUGAUUAUGGGUGAAGAGUAUAUCAUGCCUCCAGUGAUUAGUUUGGAUAAUAUUUACGAGCAAAGUAGUCCUACUACGCCUGUGGUUUUCAUAUUGAGUCCCGGUUCUGACCCUACUGCUGAGUUGAUGAAACUUGCUGAAAGGAGUGGUUUUGGAGAAGGAAAAUUCAGGUACUUAUCCUUGGGCCAGGGACAAGAACAAAUCGCAUUUGGUCUUUUGGAUGUCGCGAUAUCACGAGGGCAAUGGUUGAUGUAUCAAAACUGCCAUUUACUACUAUCGUUCGUUCGAGUGUUGGAAAAACACUUGGAGAAAAUAUCAAAACCUCAUCCAGAUUUUCGUUUGUGGUUAACCACUGAUCCAGUCGAUACUUUUCCUAUAGGUAUCUUGCAAAGAUCCCUCAAAGUAGUGACUGAACCACCAAAUGGCUUAAAGUUGAAUCUGAGAAAUACCUACUUUAAAAUGCAAUUCAAGCUUUUGGAUUCUUGCCAACACCAGUCUUUUAAACCAUUGGUUUACGUGCUGGCAUUUUUCCAUGCUGUGGUUCAAGAAAGGCGUAAAUACGAUAAAAUUGGUUGGAAUAUCGGUUAUGAUUUCAACGAGUCCGAUUUUAACGUCUGCGUUAAUAUUCUGGAUACCUACUUGAGCAAAGCGACAAAAACAAAAGAUAACAGAAUUCCUUGGAAUAGUUUGAAGUAUUUGAUUGGAGAAGUCAUGUAUGGUGGCCGAGUAAUAGACGAUUUCGAUAGGAGAAUAGUGAAAGUUUAUAUGGAUGAAUACAUGGGAGAUUUUCUCUUUGAUACCUUCCAACCCUUCCAUUUUUACCACGAUAAUACUGUUGAUUAUCUUAUACCACCCGAUGGAGAUAGGGACGAUUAUAUUGCCUCCAUCGAGGAACUACCUUUAACAAACAGCCCUGAAGUCUUCGGUCUGCAUCCAAACGCUGAAAUAGGUUAUUACACUCAAGCCACGAAAGAAAUGUGGCGAAUUCUUAUAGAACUUCAACCGCAAACGUCUGUUUCGACUGAGGGUGUGAGCAGGGAAGAUUUUAUAGACUCUGUGGCAAUCGACAUUCUACAAAAAAUACCCGAACAAUACGAAGUGUGGAAGAUCCGUAGAUUCUUCCAAAGAAUCAUGACGCCAACUAUCGUGGUGCUAUUGCAAGAAUUGGAAAGGUUUAACAUGCUUAUAAAAAAGAUGAAAACAACUCUGUUGAACCUGCAAAAGGCUCUGGCGGGUGAAAUUGGAAUGGAUAGUGUUUUAGAUAACGUUGCUUAUUCGUUGUACAAUGGACAGUUGCCUAAUUCAUGGAGAAAAUUAGCACCUGCUACGUGUAAGAGUCUUGGCGGGUGGAUGACGCACUUUGAGAAUCGACAGCAACAAUAUUUUACUUGGGCUUCCACAAACGAACCGACUGUUUUAUGGGUAUCUGGUUUGCAUAUUCCGGAAACUUAUCUUGCUGCUUUGGUCCAAAUAGCUUGCCGUUUACACAAUUGGCCUUUAGAUAGGUCCACUUUGUAUACAAAUGUGACUGAAUAUACCGAUCCAAUGGAUAUUAUAUUAAGACCCCCAGCGGGCAAUUGUCUUCUUCAUGGUCUUUAUUUGGAGGGAGCUAGUUGGGAUCUGGAAAAGAGUUGCCUGAAGAAAUCAACUCCCAAAGUUUUGAUUGAGCCGCUUCCAAUUUUAAGUGUUAUUCCUAUUGAAGCGUACCGGUUGAAACUGCAGGAUACACUGCGUACUCCUGUGUACACCACCUCCCAAAGAAGAAACGCCAUGGGGGUUGGUCUGGUGUUUGAAGCUGAUUUAAAAACCACCGAACACAUCAGCCACUGGGUUCUACAAGGUGUUUGCUUAGUAUUAAAUACAGAUUAAUUAUAAGUGUAGUUUUGUAUUUUUGUAAUAAAAUAAACUCUAUAACAGAAACAAUUUAUUAAAUAAAACACUUUGGUACAAUGUAUCUUAAAACUAAAAAUUUGGCAUCAAUUAUCUCGGCAAAUUAGAAUCGACAUUCCGCACGAAUCAAGUCUAAUUUGCAAAGAUAUUCUAUUAGUUUGUUUUCUUCACGUCUUUGGCCUCGUUUUCUUUGAUUUGUCCCCUGCCGAAGAUUUUGGCCAGGCUGUCCCAGAUACCUCCGAAGAUGAGAGCGCACAUUAAGUUCUCGAACGGGAUGAAGGGGUCAUGGAUACCCAAGAGAAUCGAUGACAGUUUGAAGUAUACGAAGAAAAUUACGAUACCGAAGUAAACGAGUGCGUGUGGAGCUGAGAUCAGUUCUGUUUUCUUGUCUAGAAUGAAGAUUAUGGAAGCCACGAGGGAAGCUUUAGUGUAGCUAAGAAAUAAAAAUAUAUUAAAAUCUUAUAUUAUGCUUGCAAAAUACGACCUCGAUUUUUGGUACUUACAAACUGGGUUGCAUAAAUUCCAUAGCUGUAGGAGUCCAGACUCCUCUGAUGAGUCUUUCCAUAAGUCUAGUAAAUCCAGCUCCAUUUCCCUUAAGGGUACCAAUGAUAAUCAUGAUCAAAUAACCAUUGGGGUACAAUUUAGCAGCAUGAGAAACCCCAUCAUAAACUUUUUUACACCUAUAAAUUUCCUUCAUCGCCGAAAAAAUUAUUUUUACUGGAAGAAAUUUGGCGACCUUGUAUCCCAAAUCCAAGGGGGUGUAAAAUACAACAUACCUACGAAUAAAUAA
Molecule: messenger RNA, 15990 nt
Organism: Brassicogethes aeneus
Lineage: Eukaryota; Metazoa; Arthropoda; Insecta; Coleoptera; Nitidulidae
Source: the annotation of a GenBank genome assembly